Molecule: messenger RNA, 3831 nt
Organism: Penicillium egyptiacum
Lineage: Eukaryota; Fungi; Ascomycota; Eurotiomycetes; Eurotiales; Aspergillaceae
Source: the annotation of a GenBank genome assembly
AUGUCUUCACCAUCUGACGUUAAAGACAACGGCGAUUGGACGGUCAUUUACGAUGACCAGAAUGACGAUGACCCAAACGACAGGAAAGAAGAAAAGCCUUCUAGAAGGAGGCAGUCUCUCGCGCGGACGCUGUCAAUACCAAAGAGCAUGUGUAUCAUGUCUGACAACAAAACUGAGAUAUCCACGGUAGCCGAGCUGCUCUCCCCCAAGUUGAAAUUGCCUCAACUGGGCAUUGAUUCGGCGGAGAGAGUCUUUCCCGUUCGCUCGGUCGUCUCGAUUGAUUCCACACCUUCAUCUACCCUGCAGACACCUUCCCUGGAUAAGCUCGAAACACCGAUAUCACCUUUUUCGGACACACGGAGUGCAGGCCCUACCAAUGAACAAGCGGGCUCGCAGCACAAGAAUACGCCCGGGAAGAGUAUGAACCCGGAGGAUGGUGUAUCAAAGAGACCCGACUAUCUCAGUCGACUGCACAAAAAGAGUGAUGGUGGGAGCGAGAUUUCAUCGAUGCUCAAAGGACAAUCAUACACUAGCCAUAAUCCUGAAAUUUUGGCACAAUUAAAUAGCACAUUACAAAAUGGUGCCGAAGUCCUUGACUACCACAAAGCGACAAAGGGGAUAUACUACUCGCAUGAAGAUGAAGAGGACAUCUUCAUUCAGUCAUUCGGUGCACUCGUUGUGAUGACAGAGUCCGACGGUAACUUUGAAGUGCAGAUAGCGAGCGACAACUCGAAGGAAAUCAUUGGGCAUUCUCCUGAUAAACUCUUCGAGCUUCCAACAUUUUGUGAUAUAUUGCCAUCCUCGCAACGGAACAACUUUCUUGCUCAUGCUCAAUUCGUCUCGAGCGAUGACUACUCGGUCGAGCAUUCUGGCCCCGAGGUUUUCUGCCUUUCUCUGUUAUCAUCCAACGGAUAUACCCAGGGUACUUGGUGUACCAUGCAUACGAGCACAGUAUAUAAGAAUUAUGUCAUUUGCGAGCUUCAGCCCGACCCUCGAGGGACAGAGGAUCACCCCGAUUUGCAGAAUUCUGAUAACCGGGCCUUGGAUAUGACUUCUGGGGCAUUUUUCGAGGAUGGAAGCAUUCUGGGGAAACGCCCUGAUACCAGAAAUAGCAAAGUUCCAGACUCAUCUGAGCUUCUCAAUACCAUCCCUCGAAUUCUCCAGCGACUUGCAAAUGCCCAAACGCUUGAAGCGCUCAUUCAACAUACCAUCACCACUUUGCAAAAUCUUCUUGAAUUUGACAGAACGACCAUAUAUCAUUUUGAUAGUGAUCGCAACGGAAUCGUGCUCGCCGAUGCGGUUGAUACUCCGUCGGGGUUAACUUCGUACGAAGGCGUACAUUUCCCGGAAUCAACCUUCUCCGAAGGACUGAAGAAACUAUAUACACGCAAUACUGUAUGCUCCUCUUGCUCUGGAAGUCAGGGCACAUCAAGGCUUGUGUAUCGGGCGUCCACCAACAAAAUGGCCCUCGACAUGUCAAAGACCUAUCUCUCUGCAGCGCCGGCGCUCUCAACACCGCGCACCGACAAUCCCGUCCAGACCUGUUUGUCAAUUCAAAUCAAUGUUUUCGGCAAGCUGUGGGGUCUCAUAUUAUGUCAGUCCUACAACAGUAGCCAAAGCCUACAUCCGCUCAUCCAGAAAGUGUGUUGGUUUGUUACAGGGGCGAUUUCAAGUAAGAUUGAGCGUCUGUCCUACACCCUGCCCUUUCAAUUUCGAGAGCCGGAGGUUCCACUGGAUGAAGCGAGCAUACCUCAGGCUAUCCAAACUCCACCCGGUGACCUUCUCAGUCUGUUCGGGGCAGAUUACGCCGCAGCGUCGAUUAUGGGCGACGCCAAGAUCUUGGGGAAACCAGCCGACUCGCAGGAAGUUCUGGCAUUAUUCGAAUAUAUGAAAGCUAAAGAGAACGACACUGUGUUUUGGUCGGGAGAUAUCGCUGCCGAUUUCCAGGAUCUCAACUACUCACCUGGCUUCCAUCAUCUUUCUGGCUUGCUUUAUGUUCCUCUUUCAGUGGACGGUCGUGAUUUCAUCAUCUUCUUCCGGGCUGAUCUAGAAAGCCGUAACCUCGCGUCUGAUUCAGAAAGAUCGAGUCGCCAACACGAGUGGUCGUCAGCAGAGUUUGGAAAGGCGUCUGUUCUGUCUUUGCUAUAUCGCACUUUCACCGACAUAUGGCAAGAGAAGGAGGCUACACUGCAGAACAACCAGUUGAUGAGGCUUUUACUCGCUAAUUCUGCGCACGAGUUCAGAACACCUCUCAAUGCCAUCAUCAACUAUCUGGAGAUCGUUCUCGAUGGACCUCUGGAUCAAGAAGCGCGAGACCACAUAUCCAGAUCUCACUCUGCUUCCAAGUCCUUGGUAUACAUCAUCAAUGACCUUCUAGACCUCACAAAUGCCGAAAAUGGACAACGGUUGAUAAAGGACGAGGUAUUCGAUCUUUCAGAGACCCUCACCGAAGCAACAGAUAUAUUCUGGGAAGAAGCAAGGCAGAAGCAUGUUGACCUGCAGGUAGUCCAACACGCAGCCCUACCUCCCGUCCUCGGAGAUCAACGACGGGUACGCCAGGUGAUAACAAACUUGAUCAGCAAUGCUAUACAGCACACAUCCACGGGAGCAGUAACAAUUGAGUCUUGCAUCGUACCGGAGUUACUGGAGCUAGAUCAUAUCUGUGUUGAGGUGGCAAUACACGAUACUGGGUCCGGCAUGUCCCAAGAGACUGUCGAAACAUUAUUCUGCGAGCUGGAACAAGUCUCCAACAAGGGAUAUAUGCAUAGUCCUAAGUCAUACGAGCGCACCCCAAGUGACAAUGCGUUAGAGACUGAAAGUGUACUUGGUCUGGGCCUCGCACUUGUCGCGCGAAUCGUUCGCAAUAUGAACGGGCAGCUAAGCUUGAAGUCUAAAGAAGGCAAGGGAAGCUGCUUCAAGAUCAGGCUUGCAUUUCCUCUUCCGGGUGAAAAGAGUGGUCAAAAACAGAACGCAUGUGCUACGUCAAACAAACAUCUGCAGGAAGAUGAAAGAAAACAAGACACAAAGCAAGACACCACAUCCUCGAGUUGCGUAACAAGCCAGGAAGAACGGGGUAUUCCAUGUGAAUGUGGUCAAAGUCCAGAACUCGGAUCAGAGCGAUCCAUCGUGGACGUCGAUGUAAGCUUGAAAACUGGCGAAUCAAGAAACAUCUCCCUUUCUGGCCAACAGCUCCAACAGAGCAACCAGCCAGAUAAACCAACCACUUCCCUUCCAAAGCAAGAUCCUAGGCGACGAUCAGAAGCAUCCAAAUCCCCCAUGAAAGAAACCUUGUCGACCUCGCCACCCACAAAAUCCCAAACCAACCAGCCCCAAACCCCCCAACCAAGCGUCUCUCCCGCAAUGGACUGGAACCUCCACGUUCUCGUCGCGGAAGACGACCCAAUCAACAGCACGAUCGUCCAAAAGCGGCUCGAGAAAUUCGGGCACACAGUGCACAUGACAAACAAUGGCAAAGAAUGUGCAUCUGCCUACAAAGCGAAUCCCACUCAUUUCGAUGCAGUGCUGAUGGAUCUUCAAAUGCCUAUCGUCGAUGGCCUCGGUGCAACGCAGAUGAUACGCGAAUACGAGCAGCAAGAGCUGGCUAAUGAAAACACGCCUGCGCCUCGUAUUCCUAUUUUUGCUGUCUCGGCUUCCUUGCUCGAGGAGAAUCGGAAGAUGUAUAUGGAUUCGGGGUUUGACGGGUGGGUUAUGAAGCCCAUUGAUUUUCACAGGGUGGAUCGGUUGCUUGGGGGUGUUAGGCUUCAAUGGGUACGGGAGGAGGUCGUUUAUCAGCCUGGUGUAUGGGAGGCUGGAGGGUGGUUUGAAGCAUAG